CGCAUGUAUUGCGGAGCUGAGUGGACAAUGUCACUGCUGCGGUGCCAGGCUGAAUGGCAGGAGUUGGAUAAAGAAUUCAAACAGCUGCAGGAAACGCAUAAAGUGUAUCGACAAAAACUCGAUGAACUUACAAACCUUCAAACUAUAUGCAGCAACUCAAUAAGUAAACAAAAAAGAAGAAUUAAAGACCUUGCCUGCAAUCUCCGAAGGUAUAAACAUUCAGCUAAUGGAGAAGAAUCUGAAGUCAUACAGAAAUUCAACAAUGACAUCAAAGAGCGGCGCAAUAUUUUCUUUGAGAUGGAAGCAUUUUUGCCCAAGAAGAAUGGGCGCAACUCUCACUGUAAAGUAGUUCGACAACAACUUGCAAAUACUGUAUAUAGCACCUGGUAUGAUAUGGCAGGUGGUAAUUGCCAGGCUGAUCAAAUCCCAAAGGAAAACCUGAAGCAAUCGCAAGGAUUUGCAAUUUGUAUUUUUAUUAUGAGAAGGCUAUACUUAAACCUGGUGCUUGGAAAUGUGAAUGUAACGCUUCUCAGCAAGCAGGCUAAGUUUGCUUAUAAAGAUGAAUAUGAAAAAUUCAAACUUUAUCUGACCAUCAUCUUGUUACUUGGUGCAAUAUCUUGCAUGUUUCUGCUGAAUAGGGUAAUUGAUGAAAUCUUUAAUUUCCUGUUGGUCUGGUAUUACUGCACGUUAACAAUAAGGGAGAGCGUUCUUAUCAGCAAUGGAUCAAGAAUCAAGGGCUGGUGGGUGUCUCAUCAUUAUGUGUCAACAUUUCUCUCUGGGGUAAUGUUAACAUGGCCUAAUGGGUUAAUGUAUCAGAUGUUUCGCAGCCAAUUUCUAGCAUUUUCCAUUUAUCAGAGUUGUGUACAGUUCCUGCAGUAUUAUUAUCAAAGUGGCUGUCUUUAUAGAUUGCGGGCCUUGGGGGAAAGGGACCACAUGGACCUUACAGUAGAAGGAUUUCAAUCAUGGAUGUGGAGAGGUUUAACUUUUCUUCUUCCAUUCCUUUUCUUUGGUCAUUUUUGGCAAUUAUACAAUUCAGUAACACUUUUUGGACUUUCACAACAUGAGCGGUGCAAAGAAUGGCAAGUUUUUGUCUUGGCUCUCACAUUCCUGGUGCUCUUCCUUGGGAACUUUCUGACUACUCUUAAAGUUGUUCAUCAAAAAUUUCAGAAAAACAAAGAUAAAUUGAAGAAGCUAUGAAUGUAUGAAACCUGCUGAAAAAACAACAUUGUUGGGGAACAUGGCACCAUAUUCCCAUUUUCCCUAUGCUGCUCUAUUUGAGGGUCUGAAUACUCGCACAUCAUUGAGGUUGGAUUUGCAACUGUCGCACAAAUGUUUGAAAAUCCUAAUGCUAGCCGCACACACAUUCUGAGAGAAAAUUACUAAGCUGAUUUACUUUUAAUUUUUAAGAUAUAUACAUUAAUAUGGUUCAUUGUCCUUUAAACAAGUUUGUUGAAAUUUCAUUUUGAUAUAAUUUCUCACCACAAUGAGAGAUGUUAUCAUCCUUAAUGUGAUUUAUUCUAUCAUGAAGCCCUUCUGAAAAUGACACUGAUGGGAUGGGUGGAUGGCAGGGGAGGAUGUGGACAAGUAGGGUAAAUGUCUUCUCCAAGAUCAGAUGUUUGGCUAACCCUUUAUCAUGGUUUGACUGGAGUUAUCCAGUUUGUGAACUGUCUGCAAUAUUAGCAGGAGAUGAAUUUUGAUUGAAGUAUAAAAUUAGUCUGAACUUGCCAAUGAAAAAGGCUGUUGCCCAAGUACAAUUUAAUAUUGCAUCAUUUGAAAUAACAAUAUUCAUGUAAAUUCUGCAUGUGCAUUUUGUGUUCAGCCCUUGUGGAUGUUGUGUUAACGUCAGUAAAUGUAUAUUACAAUUUGGAUUAUAUAUUGAAUUAUUUCAUUAUCUGAUGUUGUGUGCAUAAUAUUACUUCUAAAAAUAGGCAUUCACCCACCCUUCCUCCUUAUGUUUAUUAUGUCUUUUGCUUAGAUUUUGUUUUGAAGACAUUUUUCCCAAUACCAUGCACUAUUCCCUGUCUGAGAGGGCAACCAAACUACCUCCUCCCCUAUGUCAACCAAUGCCACUUUUAAUUUAGCUGGUUGCAUUUACACAGAGACUCAGGGUAACUCUGAUCUUUUAGUCUCCUCACAAUUAGGGGAAGUGCCUGGGAUCCAUUUAAAUGCCUACACUUGCUGGAACACCUCAAAAAGAAUUCAUUACAUUUGGGAUUGUGGAUGAACCUAAUUCGUGCCACUCAGUGAAUAAGUUGACUUGCCUGAAUGGUUUAAAGUUUUCUUUUAAUUGACUUACAUAUUUUGUUAAAUAAUUUCAGCUACAUUGAAUUUUCCAAACUAAGAAAUCUGAUUUUAUUUAAUUAAAACAAUUGCAAAUGUUAAUAGCAUUUGCCCACCUGUGUUUUUUUAACAUUGUUAAUCCAUUUGCUCUUCACUUAAGCUGGUCUAAGUACUUUGUACAUAUAACUUUGUGAAACACUCUGUAUUUGUAUGUGGUGCUAAGAUACAUUAAAACUCAUUAGAAUA
This is a messenger RNA of Carcharodon carcharias (great white shark), 2526 nucleotides long. Its product is annotated as transmembrane protein 120B-like. Gene Ontology annotation, cellular component: membrane. The transcript has 13 exons. The record is from RefSeq and is a predicted model, not a curated record. The coding region runs from base 4 to 1197 and encodes 397 amino acids. Gene Ontology annotation, biological process: fat cell differentiation. NCBI's taxonomy places the organism in Eukaryota, Metazoa, Chordata, Chondrichthyes, Lamniformes, Lamnidae.